Messenger RNA from Spodoptera exigua (beet armyworm), 888 nucleotides. NCBI's taxonomy places the organism in Eukaryota, Metazoa, Arthropoda, Insecta, Lepidoptera, Noctuidae. The record is from the annotation of a GenBank genome assembly.
AUGUUAAUCCUACUGUUGGUAGCGGUUGCUCAGCAUAUCGUUGAUGGCCAAUACUACGUGUCGUCGUACCCCACGCCACCCCCGGCCAGUCCCUACGUAACACAACCUCCGCAAUGUGGCUGCUGCUCUCCUCCGCUGAACAUCCCUGCUCCCCCAGCCUGUCCAGUCUAUGUCACACUCCCAGCCCCACCUCCAUUGCAGGUCCAACCUCCCCCACUGCCACCAAUGAUGAUAGAACUGCCAUGUCCUCCUCCAAUCACUGUAACGCCACCUCCAGCUCCCCCUGUAAUGGUCAACCCUCCGCCGUUGCCACCGAUGACCAUCACUCCUCCUGCUAUUCCUCCAAUUUGUGUGACACCUCCUCCUCCACCUCCCAUGUGCGUGACGCCUCCUUGUCCUCCAACAAUGUAUGUAAACCCUCCGACACCUCCAGCGAUAUUCCUGGACCUUCCCCUACCACCUCCGAUUGUAAUUGAGCUGCCUCCUCCCCCACCGAUCGUUGUACAACCACCGCCAUUGGGACAGAUCAUGAUCCAGCCACCUGCGAUGCCCCCGAUGCCAGUGCAACCACCACCGCUGCCACCAAUGAUGGUUCAGCCACCCUCGCCGCCGCCGAUGGUGAUUGAGUUACCUCCGCCAGCGCCUAUAACCGUGCAACCGCCGUGCCCGCCCCCUAUGUGUGUGCAGAGUCCCCCUCCUGCUCCUAUCAACGUACAACCUCCUCCCUUACCUCCAGUAAUGGUGCAGCCUCCUCUACCGCCACCUAUGUGCGUCCAGCCGCCUCCACUGGAACCGUUCUGUGUACAGCCCCCUCCCCCCACUCCUAUCUGCUUCCAGUCGUCUCCGCCGUGCGGCUGUGGUUGUUCCCCUUCGCCCAUCUAUUUGUGA